Paramecium sonneborni is the source of this 749-nucleotide messenger RNA. The record is from the annotation of a GenBank genome assembly. Lineage: Eukaryota; Ciliophora; Oligohymenophorea; Peniculida; Parameciidae.
AUGGAUGAAUAGUUGAAUAUAACUAAUGGAGAGUAUUUUAAAUUAUUGGAAAAAGGAGUAAAAAUUACAAGGGGAGCUGUUUAGAAAUAAUAAAAUAUUACAGAUUAUCCAAAUAAUACUCAGCUACUUAAUGAACAAAGUUCUGGGGAAUAAGGAUUGAGUAGCUCUUAUCAUUAAAGUAGUUUGAAUUAGUAGUCUAUGCAUAAUGAGUAGUUGAAGAAGUCUUUAAAAUAAAAAAAAAUUCAACAAAAGAAAUUGCCUAAUUCAUGUACUUCAUGUGCAAGUUAACUUAUUGAGAAUUCUUUGUGUGAUGAAUGUGUAAUUAAAUAUGAGAAAAAUAAAUAUUGUAUUUUAUGCAAAAAAACUAUAUUUGAAAAAGAUAAAGCAAUAAACAAAUUUUAAUGCGGAGAUUGUGAAUAAUAUGUUCAUAAGAAGUGUGAACCUUUAUUUUAAGAUCGAAAACCUUUUUUCAAUUCAUAUAGAUGUCCUAAAUGUCGCAUAGAAAUUAGAAAAAUAAUUUUUUCUGAACUUAUCAGAUAUUUAACAUAUUUUGAUGACGAAAAAUUAUUAUGGCAAUAUGAUCCAAGUUCUAUAAAAUAUAAAGAAGUUAUAAAAAAUCCAAUAGAUUUUGAUACUAUUCAUAAGAAGAAUAAAAAGGGGGAAUAUUUGGAUAAUCCUGAAUUUAAGCUCUAUUAAGAUAUUAAAUUGUUGCUGUCAAAUUUUUUAGAGUAUAAUUUAUCAAAUCCAAA